Molecule: messenger RNA, 16254 nt
Organism: Anarrhichthys ocellatus (wolf-eel)
Lineage: Eukaryota; Metazoa; Chordata; Actinopteri; Perciformes; Anarhichadidae
Gene: nhsl1b
Product: NHS-like 1b
Exons: 9
Coding region: 9330-14336 (1668 amino acids)
Biological process (GO): cell differentiation
Source: RefSeq, a predicted model, not a curated record
UUUCUCCCCCGGGGGUCCAGCUGGAUUUUUGUAAGAGAUUAAUCUGAAACCACAGAAAACCAUGGCCUGGAGUAGUUGAUUUGUUUUUAUUGUUUUUAAAAAAAAAGUGACACACCCUGCUUCAUUUAAUGUAUUUAACUGGUAGCUUAGCUCACUACACUUUCCAGGUAACACUCUGAAAUACAAACCAAAUCUGAAAUAUGAGCACUUCCUAUGCAUGGGUGCACACCCCAUAAGGUAUGUCCUCCGCAUGAAGGCUUAUAGAGACCCAUAUAGUUGGACAUUGAUCACUGAAUCUCUAGGCAGCAGGUUUUUCUAAGUGGCAGCGGUUGAGAAAUUGUUUCCAGCAGCGCAGCCUGUUGUGGAAUAUCCCUGUGUGAGGUCACUGUUGAAUAGACACACGUGCGCUUUGUCAGCACGGAGCUUGGUGUUUUCACAACGCCAAAAACACACAAGUGCACGUGCAGUCAUGUGUGCAGGGAAGACAUAGACGGUGUAGGAAGGGAACUCUUGUGAGCGAUAUCAAAGUAAAGUUCAAAGAAUUUCUGGUGUGUGUCUGUGUGUGUGUGUAUGUAUGACCAACGUUUUACACUGGUUGCACUAGUUUGCCAAACUUUUUUUUAAGUCGCGCUCUGGAGCCCUGGCAUGUCUUACAAUAAAAAAACACUCUCACACAUGCUCUCUCCACCGAGCACCGUCCUACCUGUGAGAUGUAAAAACGGGUUCAGCCACAUGAAGCAAAACAUUAUUUCAACAUUGUUGCAAUAACAAACAUGCUGCCUGACACUUCAUGAAUACACUCACUGAGGGAACACCUUUCGGACUGCCGAACUAGACGCUCAGAGCUCAUCGUCAAACACACUAAAUACUUCAGAUGUUGAUUACCCACCUGGCUGCAUUUUUUUAUUUUGAGUUGCUAACUGGAUGCUCUUUAUCUGUGCUCACACUGUGUGUUAUUUGUGUGCCGAUAUUCAAGUUUGUUAGUUCACUCGGUGAGGAAAUACUUGCCAGGUUUCAGAUUUCAUAGAGUGCUUGAGGAAAUGAUUUUCUACAAGUCGAAUGGGUUCAGCACUAAACUGUAUAGAGGCUGAAUAGUAAUGGUUCCACUCAGGUGGAUGUGGAACCUUAUGUAUAAGUAUUCACACUCAAGUGGAUGUGGAACCUUAAGUAUAAGUAUUCACACUCAAGUGGAUGUGGAACCUUAAGUAUAAGUAUUCACACUCAAGUGGAUGUGGAACCUUAAGUAUUCACACACUUCACCCUCAGUCCUGUUCUUGUAUUUUGAAAUUCACCAUCUGUAUAUGAUUUUUAUAAAUACCAUAGACUGCGUGAAAACCUCAAUGCAUAUGCAAAAUACAUCUGGGCUCAGGUCUGCCUGAAACGCUCCUCCACUCAGGCAUGACUGAUCAGGAAUGCACAGAGUCGACCGCACCCUUUCUCCCCUUUAACCACUGGAUGCUGGCCUGUUGGGCGUGUGUGUGUGUGUGUGUGUGUGUGUGUGUGUGUGUGUGUGUGUGUGUUUUGAGUGUGUGUGAGAAUGCCCUGCUCAGAUUACCGGAGUUCAUUUGUCUUGUAAGCUAUAGUGCCACUCCUUUGUCAAACUUUUAUUCUUUUCAUGCUACGGCAUCACCUCAUUGUCUUCCCCCUUUCCUUCCUCUCUUCCUCUCUCAUAUCCUACGGACUAAUCUCUCACUUUAUACUUCUACAGCAGGAACACAUGUGAUCAUACACAUAUUGGAAGAAGAGCACUCUCCAGCUCUUGUGCUGAUAACAGAUGUGGCUCAAACGCACACCCAGCCUGUGCUUCCUUGUCCUUUGGCUUGAUGGUGCAUGCAUUUGUUCAUAAAGUGUGUGUGUGUGUGUGUGUGUGUGUGUGUGUGGGGGAAUUAAACUCGGCAUUGUCUGGUUUGGUGUUGAACCACACUUAUGCACCGAAACUAAAUGUGACCGACUUAAGCUUGGAGUCAGCUGCUGCUAUGGGGUCAGGGGUGAGAGGUCAAUACCUGCUUCAGUUUUCUCUUUGCCUCUUUGGAUAAACCGCAAUCGCACUCAUGACUCUUAGACUGUAGAUAACCACACACAUGCACACACACAUUCUUAAUUGCAUACACACAGGAGGGGUGUCUGAGAAUGGUGCUCCCAGCUAAGCCCACAGCUUUCACCAGAGAAUAAUGGAAGUGACACACACACACACACACACACACACACACAAUGGAGUAAUGGGAGCACGUGGCCAGAGGAAUGAGGGGAUUUGUCUUCAAACCACAGUGAAUUGACAAGAGUUGAGUCCAGGGGUUUGAACCAGCUUAGUCGCUGUCCAACAACAACACAGGACCGUGUGUGUGUGUGUGUGUGUGUGUGUGUGUGUGUGUGUGUGUGUGUCCGUGUGUGUCCUCCAAAGGGAAGCGCCAGAGGCCAAAUAUAGGCCUCGAGUGUUUGAAAUAGCAGUGUUAUCCCUCACUAAAGAUUGCUAUCUUUGCCCACACACUUUAUCUCCUUCGGGCCAUGAGAUAGUGUUGUUUAUUCUUGUGUGAUAGAUAAUGUACUUACAAACACACAGAUGCCCAAUUUUCUGGCCCAUUUAACCUUCCAAUGAAGACCAAGGCUACACUGACCAGCAGAGAACACAAGACUUUACUCCUCAGAGGAAUUUCAGUCUGCUGGUGUCCUCAUGUGGUCAGAAAUAGCUAUUACACCUCAACAAGGCAAGGUUUAACAAGAAGCCUUGAACGUUUGCAUGGCCAAAACCCCCAAACAUUCAGUCAGUUAUUGUAUAUACAUGACAGAGAAGAGCAGAAGAUCCUCACAUCAGAUAAUGUUGGAUGUUAAAUCACUUUAGCUCUUAAUCAUAUCAAAAAAACACAUAAGAACACACACAUUUUGGGAUGCAAGUUAUUUAAACUAAUCCAAAUCCAAACUUGAUUAUUUCCUGUGACAAUAGUUUCCCUCAGGUUUCAGGAAAAUCCACAAUAAUUGAGCUUUACCUUCAAAGCUCCGUCAAGGGCCUUAAGUAGCACUAUCCUCCGCCACCAGAGGGCUGUUGCGGGGAUACGGGCCCUGCCCUGAUCCGUCCCGCCCCCUUGAGGUUUGAAGUUGUUAGGCAGUAAACCUGACAUCUUGUACUGUGUGACUCAUUUUUUCUUUAUCCUCCUUGUCCAUUAUCAUGUGGAUUAGUCACUUCUUUCACUGCAGUUUGAUUAAGGUCGAGUUACAUAAAAAAGAAUUGUACUUGUGUGUGUGUGUGUGUGUGUGUGUGUGUGUAGUGUAUAUCUUGCUUGUGAGUGUGUACGCAAGCUUGUUCAUUGUACUGAGACUCCCGAAAAUAAUGAUAAAGGGCAACCUCACCUGACCUUUAACCUCCCAUCGAUCUUAGUGGCAGUUUAAGUGCAUCAUGCCAGGUUAGUCUGUGGACUCUCACGGGGCUCAGAUGGCUCACUGAGUGAGUUCUCCUACACACGUAUUCACACCACAGUAUAUGCAAAUACUUGCGUACACAACAUUUGCGAGCACUACACACUAACCUUAUCACAUGGCCACAUAAAUCAUGCGGUUUCUUUGACAUACCACAUAAACACACAUUGAAGUCAGUGACAGCAGAGGCUCUUGUCUGUUACUGUCAGUGCGAAUGACGCAUCACCUCUUUGCAAAGCCUCAUGGGAGUCUGAAGAGGUUGCCACAAACACUCAAGGCAUCGCAACACAAUAAUCCUAUUAAUGUGGCUGCUGAAUGGCGACGUCAAAGAAAAUGUGAGGUUUGAGAUGUCCUACUUUAAAAAGCAGUUUUGAAUGGUAAUGUGUAAAGUGAAGCCAGUGAAGAGGAAGGCUAAGCUCUCAGGUUCAAAGAGACGCCAGGGUUCAGAGUUUGUAGCAUCUCAGGUCAAACAGUAGCAAAGAGUUGUCUGCAAAUAAUGCUGUUUUUAGUGUCGUGUGAAGAUAAGAUUGUGAUGCAGUGCAUACACUCAGGAAGGCCAUGUAAGGAUGAGAUACUGCAGCUAAUCAAUGCCUAUGUAAGCUUUCGUCAUGGCGAAACAAAGACAGUCAGAAUCAUUGUUGUCUUGCUGUUGUUAACCUCAGUGCUUGACCCUCUUUCCAUUUCCUGCAGCAGGCCUUUGCAUCCACGUGCAGUAAACACCACUACCAUUUAUUUACAUACGGUGUGAUAAAGUUACACCAGACUUCCCACAAACAUCUGGGAUAUCUGAAUGGAAAGUAUGGAAAAUAAAUUAGGUAAUUUAUGUGUAAACAAAACACAGCUGACAAACACUAGUACGAGUACCAUGCGUUCAGUUCUGCAAACAGUAUGAACUCAUUUGCUCGCAUACACGACUGAAAUGCAUUUGUGCAUCCUGCAAGUUAGUGUCCAAGUAAGGAGAAGAGGCCCUCCUUACCCUUCAGUGAAAAUUCCAACAACUCCUUUAGGCACCUAAUAUAGAACGCGCACACACACACACACCAGUUGAGCAUACUUUCCUUGACUUACAUUACUACCCUUGAGGUGUAUCCUAAUUUAAACCAUAACUCUGACCCUUAAACCACAUCUUAACCUAAGACUAAUUCAUUUCCCAUUGAUCUGAAUGUGAUUGCAAUGAAACCAAAGUGGGGAAACCAGUUGAGUUCCUACUCAAGAGGUUUGGCUUGAUAUCUCCAAAUCUUGCUUUUGUUAAAAACACACACACACACACACGUAAACACAAACAUCAACUCCCAUAUAACUGUCUCAGUAAAUGUGGGGUGCUGUCUGGUAAUAAAAACCUUCCGCUGCGGUGAAGCUGAACCCCUGUGUUUAACUGGCUCUGUGAAUGUGUUACCGCUGAGAGACACCCUCUGUGAAACUCUACUUACUGGGUUUUGGUAUUUGGCAGAAACACUCAGCCAAGGCUUUUGUCUUUUUUUUCUUUCUUCCUGAGGGGAAAAAAAAGACAAGGUAGAUCCACUAAAUGCUGCUUUUGUGCGUUAGCUAUGUGUUGCAUCCAGGUAGGCUCGCUGCUCUAGUGUAUUUACCCAUUGUGUGACAGUGUCUGGUUCGCGUGUAUCGAUGUCGAGCGCUGCCGGCCUCUGAUGUCUCAUUGGGUUUCUUGGCAACCGGGUCUCAUGUCACCAUCUCCUGUUUGUGUCACACAAUUAAUGACAGUGUGUGUGUGUGUGUGUGUGUGUGUGUGUGUGUGUGUGUGUGUGUGUGUGUCAAGGUUAAAUGUAUACUUUUCACCUUUUGUGAUGUUUAUUCAGCACAGCAGGAUAUAUAUCAUUUGGCUGGUUUCUCCUUCAUUUUUUUUUUUUUUUGUUUGCUUUUCUGAGUCAGAUGUUUUAUCUUCACAAUCAGUGUUUUCAAAGGAUUGUCUCAUUCACUGUAUCCACAUUGUCUAAUCUGUUUCUACGUCUUUUAACUCGCUCUCUGAGAAGCGUCACGCUGUCUCUUUGAUGCAAGAGUGUGUGAAUAAAUUGUGUCUUCUGACUAUAAAAAUUAGUAUUUUCCCCAACAACAGCAAGAUCUGCAGAUGAAUGAUCCUCGAAUGACCUUUGAUCUUAUCUGAUUCAGUUUAGCUUUAAUCAAAGCACUGUACGGUCCUGUUUUUACUUUGCCUCGUGUCCUUUCUUGUCGUGUGUGAGAGGAAUAUCCCAAACCGACUUUGUGAGCCGUACAGUUUUACACAGCAGCUUGUUUUAUGGUCUGUAUCGUCUCACUGCUAAUCACGGCCACACGCCUCUAAAGAUAUCGUCUUAUGUUGAUGUUUUGCUGUUAAGUCACUUCCUCGAUAAGACAUAUUGCACAUAUAUUAUUACAUAUUGGGACCUGCAGUAGCUGAUGCUGUUUAAGUUAUUCUUAAUUACUUAUUUACUGUAAUCUCAAUUUUUUUCCACCAGCAUAGGAACUUUGUGUUUAAUACUAACAGCAGGAAAGAAAAUGACCAGAACGUGAUACAGUAGUACAUCUGAUAUUUUGUGAAUUAACAUUACAAGUUGUCUUGUUUUGAUAAGUGGAGAACUUUUACUUAAUUACAGUAGUAAAGUUGCAAUUAGGCAAACUUUGUGACCCAGAUGUGAGCUGAAGCUCAAUUUGGAACCCUAUCAAAAUCCAGAGGUAGGUCUUUUAGUACAAACACCACACAAAUAAUAUAUUUUAAUGUUUUCUGAUGCUGUUACUUAAUUAGUGAUGAGAAGUAUUGGAAUAAUAAAGACCCAUUAUUUCAGUCAUGAUCAGAAACAGACGUUUUCCAUCUACAACUCAAUCUCUUAGUUUAUGAUACAAUUUAAAUAAAAUAAAAAAAUAUUAUUGCUCCUUUAAAGACCAAUAUUUAGCGUCAUUUAUUGUUUUAUUAUUUAGUAUUUAGACUGAUCUUGAUAUUCUCAUCUGACCAGAAGCAGCCAAGCCAAAGCUGUUAAACGUCCACUACACCACCACAGACAUCCGAUUCAACAUAUUGAUUCUUGUCACUGCUGUCGCCUCUCUGUGUGUAGCUUUAAGGGAAUGAAAACAAGGAGAUCUAUCAAAAGGAAGUGAGGUGGGGGGUUGAACAAGGAUGCUGACCUCUUAUGAUGACCUUUGACUUUUUAAUUCCCUUCGGGGGUAACGAGCUUUUCUUCCUGAAAAGAGGAAAUCAAUAGACUAAACUGGUCUCUCUAGUAUCCCCCAGUAGUUUUUGUAGAUUGACUCCAUGUUGGCUUGUUGCUGUGAAUUUAAUCAUUUCCCUCGUCAAAGCCAGUAACAUAUUGCCCUUUGCUGUCUUAAUCACUUGUUUGUUUUCAUUUCAUACUUGCAGUCCCUUUAUGCCUGUAGCUGAUCACUUUAUUGCUGCACAGUAGAGAGUAAUGCAGGUUAAUUAUUAAAGGACUGUGGCCUUAUGUGUCAUCAACGCGGCCAAAGGUCUUAAAAUAUAUAUACAGUGUGUGUGUGUGUGUUGCGUGUUUGUAGGUUAACCUGGGACAUCAGUCGCAGGCAGUUGUCCCUUUUGUGUUAACAGCAAGUGCUGAGGUAGCAGAUUCCCCCUCUAAAGGGAAAAAGAAAAUGAGGUCGGGGACCUGUCGGAGCGACGGGGGUCUAGGUUUACACCACAUCCAGGCAACAAAUCUGGGAUCAUCUUUCAGCAGCGUAAUGGUUCCUCAAAAGAAGAUCCACAACAAGGAGUUCCAGCUUCAAAUCAGUGUCUAGAAAAAAAGUUACUUCCUGUAAUUUUCUAUCUUCGGGUUUAAUCAAGGUUGUAGAGACAAGGAAGUGAAAGGGAUUGAUUAGGGUUGUGGUGUUACUGAGACACGUGUGCUUUAUAUACUUAAACACACACACACACGCACACACACAGCACUAGUUUAUUGUCACACCUUGGUGGUCACACCUUGGUGGUCACACUCCCUCUGCGGUUACACUUGGGUGGGAAAGCUCCACCUCCCUAACACACUUAGAGCGCCCCGUAAAGACUUUGUUUUUGUCCCCGAGGGCCUCUGUGUGCUAUUUUAGCCUACCGUAACUAUACGUUGGGCAGCUAAAUAUGUGCUGUGUAUUAUGUUUUACACAAGAAUAUACACCAAGUGCAUAUUUAUCAUACGUCUUUAAAAACAUGAACCACUUUAGUGUUAAGCGUUUGACUGACCAUGUCCUGUUGGUGUGAAGUCGUGGUUGUUAUUGUCUUCAGGGACUCGGGUAUUUGCCGUUCGACCAGUGGCUUCCAGCCCCUCAGGCGGAGUGUGAGCUGACGGCAGUUGCUAUAAAAGUGUCUUUAAACAGUUUGACCAUAAAUUGUAUUAUACAGCUUAGCGCCUGCAGGUGUACGUUUUCUCUCAUACUCUGUGGCUGCUCCUGUCAUGGAGUAGAUGAAACACUACUUGCACUUAAACACUGUGCCUUUUUCUCAGAGGAGGACGCACCUGAGGGACUAGAGACGACUAGGAGAACGAGGAAAGUAAACAGAAGGAUAAGGGGGAGAAAAAGGUGGCGGAGGAGUGGUUGCCAUGCCGGCAAACGAAUGGAUGGGAGGGGCAGAGAUCAGGGAUUGCAGGAAACAGAGAGAAAGAGGGAGGGAGGAAUAGAAGAAGGGACGGGCUGACUCGUAUUUCAACACCGUGGCUCCUCGGGUUGGGUGUAACGCUAACCCUAUAGUCACACACACACACAGACAACUCUCAUAGUCAGUCACACACUGACCAGGACCGGAGUUCAGGGAAUCCUCACCAGCACAUCCUCCUUAUCAGCCUGUCUGCACGCCAUGCUGAGUGUGUGUGUGUGUUCAGCAGGUGUGGUCUCCACUUCUUGAUUCUUCACUUGUGCUGAUCAGCUGAUAGGAGAUUCAGAUCUCAGAUCUCCAGACGGCUGUCAACACCUGGACUUCUUUCACAACAUCAGCGUACUUGGCAUGCUUCUCCCUGAGCCACCGGUGGCGACGAUAUACCAGGGAAUUUUGGUCAAAACAGAAGGGAGAGGAAGAAGAAGCAAGUGUUGACAAGAAGUUGGGAUAAUUUGGAAAUCGGAGAAAGGCGGCGGCAUCUUUUUGCCCCCCCGGCAUCUACACACACACACACACCUACACAAUAGAGGAUCCCCUGUUUGGAACUUGUGGAUUUCAUAUGCGAGUGUGUGAAUGUGCAUGUAACUUCAUCAGGCUGGGAAUAGACCCAGGGACACUGACACCUCCUAACCCCCUGGUCUGUUCUGGCGCUGAGACGGUGCAAGUCAGCUGGUGUGUGUGUGUGUGUGCCAACAACUGGAGAUAACAACACUCGGGAGCACACAUGGUUGUAAACAACAACCCGCUGACUCGCUGUGAGUGAAAAAGUAUCUCUCUCCACCCUGUUAUGCACCACCAAGGAGUAGCACAGCCAACAGUGAAGCGUGCAUGCAAGUGUGUGUAUCUGAGUGUGUGCUGCAGAGGGGCGGUGACUUCUUCAGAAUGCUGGAUUGCAUAAUUACCACUUUUGGGGUUUGGGAAUCACGCCCGGAGUCUUUAAAUACAAAGGACGAGAAGAAAGGAAAAGAGAUGAUUUAAGUCUGGCUUAAAGUCUGGCUGGUGACACAGAGAUUGAUUGAAGGAGAAAGACGUUGGAAGUUGAGACUGUCCGGGUCAGAGUCAUGAUGUGGAACUGUGCAACCAAAGUGAAGGAAAACUGGGUUCGAGCUGAAUUUCCUCCUGGAACUAAUUUAAUACGUAAUAUGUCAUCUGAAUAGUUUGAAGCAUUUUAACAUGUGUGCAGACCUGGAUGCUUUUUUUCAGAAAUGUAUGGAAUCUCAUGAUCUGGACUUUGGUUGGUUAAGGAUCUACUUUUGAGGAUUAUUGUUUCCCAGUUUAAAACUUGGAUUUCAAGGCAUACACCUUCACAUCUUAGACUAGCUUCUCCUGAAUAAGGAUGAGGGGGGAAAGGAGGUCCGCUUCCUUUCGUAAGGAGAAACCAGCUGGCCUGUCCCGCGCUCUGAGCUGGCUGAACGUGUCCACCCUCUCCCGCCAGAGCAGACGCAUCUUCCACAGCCAGAAUGACCUCCGCGCCGCCCACAACCACCGUCAACCGUACUCGCACACUCGCCUCAAUGCGGCGGACGGAGACGAGGACGAUGACAGCUGGGUGUACCAGCCUCAACAUAAAAUAGCGGUGUCUAACCUGGAUGAGGAGAGCAAGUGGACGGUCCAUUACACAGCUCCGUGGCACCAGCAGGAGAACGUCUUCCUGCCAGGCAACAGGCCGCCCUGCGUCGAAGACCUCCACCGUCAGGCCAAAGUCAACCUUAAGACCGCCCUGCGAGAAUGCGACAAGUUGAGGAAAGAUGGUUUUCGGAGCUCUCAGUACUACUCUCAGGGCCCCACCUUCUCUGACCCCUUACAGUCCACCAACAGCCUGCAGGAUGAGGAGGAGGAGGAUGAUAAGAAGUCCACAGCUUCAUCAGCAGAGGACAACAGAUCCCAGCUCUCCAUGAGGCCCCACACCCCGCAGGGAGGGGGUGAAGGAGGGGAGGGGUAUGAGGUUGACGGACAGGUUGUCUGGAACAAGAAAGGCACAUCCCUCCCCACCCCAGAGGAGAAGAUGAGGCUGGCGGCCCGGGCCGUGCCCACUGACAUAGUUCCCAUCAACGUCACAGGGGCAGUGUUUGACCGACAGGCGAGUGUCCGGCGCUCCCUCAUUAACACUGACACCGUGUCCCGCCGGCCCAAGAAGGUCAAACGCAGAAAGACUAUAUCAGGGCUGCCUGACAACUUCAACCAUGACCUAGCAGCAAAAAGACACGGCGGAGAGCUCCGGCCACAUUCCAUGUUCAUCCCGGGACAGUACUCCACCUUGGGUAGAGUUGGGAGCGUCAACUCAAUGCUCCGACGUUCAGAGACCAGAGACUCCGGCUGCCAGACAGAGACAAUAAAGAUUGUACCCCCAUCCAUGAGACGAAUCCGGGCUCAAAGAGGACAGGGAAUCGCUGCUCAAAUGGCCGCCAUUUCUGCUUCCUCCUCAGCAGGAAGUAUAUCCGUCUCGAGUAGCGACAGCUCUGGGAUCUUGAUGCUGCCUCAGUUUAAUAGAGAUCUCUCCCGUUUUCACAGUCUGCCCCGACAGGGAGCCAGGGUGUCCCUCAGUGCUGACCCCAUUUAUAGCAGCACCCCCAUCAGGUCUGAGGAGCAAACUACGCCUCCGAGGCAGAUUGGCAAGCUUCAAGUUGAUGAUACAGCGGUGCACAUGAGAAAUGCCCCAAGGACAGGCACCCUGCCUCGGCCUAAGUCUCAGGAGGUGAGGGGGACACAGGCCAGUGAUUGGGGUGGUGGACCAGCAUGUGUAGUCUCCCCACAUGCUGCCUAUUCCACCUCGUUCAUCCCCAAUGCUACCCUGUCUAGCUCCUCUGAGGUCAUUACCCUCAACACCUCCGGUCAGCUCCCCCACUCCCAAGCCUCCGCUUACCCCACAGCUCGACCGCUCAGUCGAGCCUCCUCCACCAACACUGACCCCAGAAUCUCCAAUCCAAUAGCCUUUACCCACAGCGACACCUGCCCAGCUUUGGCCACUUCUACCCCCACUCAUACACCAAAGGACGGUGGUCCGGAAGUCGCAAAACCUGCUAGUGAGUCAGGGCUCUCGGACAGCAGUAUACACAGCCGCAGCACCUUGGCACCCACACCUCCAUCCUGUCUGCCAGAGGAGCAGUGGAUCUAUGACACGCCAGAAAACGUGGUGGUUCCACACCGUACUCUGACCUCCAGCUGCUCCAUUCCUAUAAACCAGUCCUAUAGCAGCCUGGAGCACUCCUCCAGGACCACUACUGACUCCAGCUCCCUCUAUUCCCAAGACAAUGAUGGAUACUACACCUCCAUGCACAUGGACUCGGGCCUGCGCUCUCGCAGCCAUGGCAGUGGGCAUGGUGCAGCACCUGGACGGGCCACCAGGCACAGCAUGUACGAGUGCCGCGAGGUGGCCAAUCAGGAAGACUCUAUGAGCUUGUACAGUGAUCGCUCGCUGUCCCGCAGCAUCUCCCUCCGCAAGGCCAAGAAGCCUCCUCUGCCACCAGCUCGUACAGACUCUCUUAGACGCAAGACUUCCGAUAAAAAGCCUCUUGGAGGCGUUAGCGCCAUCGGCGGUGCUAAGGAGGCAAACGGAGCCAUGCUCAAUGAGACUCUUAUUGCCAGCUUGCAGCAGAGCCUACAGAUGGGGCUGAAAGGAGGGAAAGGAAAAGGGGCUUCACCUUCUUCCCCCUCUCACAGCCCGAGCAGUGACUACGAUGACCCUUGGGUGCUACGGCCACGCAGUCAGAGUAGCAUCAGUGCAGGCAGCUCUGCAGCAUCACUCGCAGCUAACGCCAACUGUGGCGGUGUGUCUAACGUGUACUCGUUAUGCCAUGUGACGCCGGCUCAAAGUGAAACCAGCAGCUUGCGCUCAGAAUACGCUGAUUCCUGGGGUUACUACAUGGACUACCCUCGUAACCAUGAUCAGAGGGUGCAGACCCCUCCGGCCCAUGCCACAGAGAGCAUGUUGUCUGGGACUCACCCAGGAGAAUUACAGAACGGAGGUGAGAUUCUCAACAACAGCCAGGCUACUGGUGCUCCAGGCCAGGACGGAGGGGUGGCAGUGAAGCCCAAAAUGGCAACCUCCUCACCAGACAGGGUGCACCGGCUGACCUCCCCAUCCAGCGGCUACUCCAGCCAGUCCAACACCCCCACAGCUGGAACCCCAGUGCCCUCGUUUGUCAGGUCCAUGUCUCCCUCGGGCGGCCGGCCAAAGCCCAAAGUGCCCGAGAGAAAGUCAUCUCUCCUCUCUUCUGUAUCCAUGUCCUCCUCUUCCACCUCCCUUUCCUCCAACACUUCGGACUCACUUAAAAGCUCCGGACCUCCUCCUUCACUACCUCCACCCUUGCCCCUCUCCUCCUCCUCAGCUCCCACCACCCCUCUCAGCCCACCUCCACCCUUCCCUCCCCCUCUACCGCCAUGUUCCAGUACCGGCACUCCACCGCCAGCUCCCCUGUUACCAGCCACCCCUCAGAGUGAAACUCUGAGCCCACCCGCUGCUUGCUCCACCUCCCCAGAAUUCCCUCCUCCUCCAUCCCCUGAAAUGCUAAUCCACCCCAGUUCAUCCUUCAAUGGGAGCUUCAGCCCUCCCCCUCCACCUCCCAUCCCCUCCAUGGGACCCCCUCCACCUCCUCCACUGCCAGCUUUUGUCCCACCUUCCCCGUCCUUUGUGAAGGCAGUGAAAGAUGCUCCAAAACCAGCUCUUUCCAAAAGCCCUACAAAGUCACCUAAGCCCCUGAUCACGCCAUUUGCGCUGCAGAUGGUGCAGCUCCGCUCUGUUAAACGACCAGAGAAGGAGAUUAACGGCAAAUCAGACCACACCGAAGCUCAGGUUCUAAAGCCCCAGACCCUGGAGAAGUCUCACCCCCUGGAGCAACCUACUGUGAUACCCGGGUCAAACUGCUCCCCAGAAGAAGAUUCACGCAACUCCUCACCAUCACCUGUGUCAAAGCUCUUAGAAGAGUUGUCUUUAGACUGCAGUAUCACACAUGACACACCAGAUAGUGUUGUCAUGAAUGGAAAAGCGGAGGAUCAAAGUUACUUUAUCUUAAACAGAAAAGAAAAGGAUGAAGGACGGGAAUCACUGCCCAGUCCCCAACAGAGCCCCCGUAGCUCUCCUGUCAAACAGAAGCCCCCAGUGGUCUCCAAGAAACCCCAAAUCUCUUUCCUCCCACAAUUUAGCCCCCGACCAAUCGAUGAACAGGUUCCAUCUGAGGAUACAACCAUCCUGUCACAAAUAGAAGACCAAGUCGAUGCACCGCAAAGACAAACACAGAAAGAAAAGAAAGACAGUAAAAGUGAGCAACAGGAGGAAGAGGAAAGUUCAGAGAGCUCGGAGCUUCCAUCAGAAAGCUGUGAAACGACAACAGUAACCCAGAACGAGUCCUACAUUUGUGCUUCUGCCAGCCAGCCAAGUCUUGACCAUGGACUAUAUACCAAUGGAGAGGCUCAAGAAGAGGAAGAGGAUGAGGGAGAUGGAACAAGUAGCACGUCUGGAUCCAUCAGCUCCAGGGAGGACGACACUAGUGAGGUGUUCUACUCCAGUACGGCCGAAUCGUCUCCGGCCCCGUCAGCCAACGGGUCUUCCGAGGAGAACAUGGUGACCCCGAGUCACACGCGGCCCCGAACCACUGAGGACCUUUUUGCCGCCAUUCACAGAUCGGUAGCACCGCCUCUCCAGUGUGGCCGAGAAUUCAACAAACCGUCGAAGCGCAAGGUCCUGGGUCGCAAGGAAUCUGAGGAGGACAAGUCCCGGGCUGGGAGCAGCCCUCAGUCUCCACCCCUCACUCCGACAGGCGGGUCCCCAGUGAUGGUGUCCCCCUUGCCCCGCCCGUCAGGCUCCAUCCAGCGCAACCUUCGCAAGUCCUCCACCAGCAGCGACACCUUCAAGGCCCUUCUCCUGAAGAAGGGCAGCCGCUCAGAGACCAGCUUCAGGAUGUCGGCCACUGAGAUGCUUCGCUCCACUGACCCUCGCUCCCAGAGACCAUACUCGGAGUCGGCGUUGGACUCACCUGAGGCCUCGCCUUCCUCCUCGCUGAUGGCGCCACACAGCCCCUGUAACUCCCCCGGCCGUGGUAAGAGAGCAACAGAUGAGUGGAGCCGCUACGAGGCCUUGGCCCUGUCCUCUCCGACUUCACCAUCCUUGUCAAUGAGCGGGUUUAGGUACGGGCGCUCACGCACGCCGCCCUCUGCUGCCAGCAGCAAGUACAACGCACGCAACCGGAUCCUCAGCAGCCCAAUGACAGUGAUCUGUGAGCGCGAGGGCGAGCUGGCUGAGAGCGAGUACGGGGACACUGCAGAGAGUCUGUCCACACCCUCUGCUCUGACUCUCCCUCUAUUCAAUAACUCCAAUGGCACUUUAUCUGAUGGGAGCAGAAGUUAAAACGCAAGGACCGCCCCUUAGAUACAAGGAGCUGAACUCACUCGUCAUAACCAGGUAAGGGGCAGGAGGAGGAGCCAAUAGAAGGCCCUCUAGAGACACCUUCCUGAGCCCCACCCCCUCGGCGUUGCCUCUGAGGCAGUUAAAUGUCAGGCGCUGAUGUGAGGUCAGAGGUCGCCCCGUCAUGGACCAGGCUGAACUUAGUCUGAAGUGGAGAACUGCAUCUGCUGCAUUAGUUCUAUGAAUCUCACUCUGUCCUUCGUUUGGUGACUCACCCAUUGUGUUCAAAGAAUGGUGUUGCUUUUACGCCUGGUGUACUUAGUUUGUUUCCAUUUGUUUUUUUUUACUUUUAUUUCAUUAACAUGCAGGAAUUCUUUUAGUUUCUUUGAAUGACAAGGAUAAGAUAGUGAACUGAAGGAAGUGAAAAGUCACAAGCUGUAACUUGUGCUGCUACGUAGAGCUAGGCAGUUGGAAAGAGUGGAAUGUAGAGGCGUGCUGGACGCUCUCGCCUUGUGAAUCUUCUCAGCUUCUGCUUCUCUUCCGUCGUCUCUGGAAGGUGUUUGAGAGCACCACGGUUUGCAAGUGUUGGCUUCAAACAGCCCACAAUAUUGUGAAGAGAACCCAGAGGAGGCGGUGCAACAAGACAGCUCCACAGUACAACUUCAGCUACGGUUAUCGGCAGGGUUUGCUUACUGCUCUUAGGUUCAGAGCUUUCGUUUGCAGAGCUGGUAUGUUCAGUGGUCCACAGGAAGUGCAGAGGGCUCAGUGCUGUCACCUAGUGACGGCCAGGAAGUAAACAACUGUAGAGUGUAAAAAGACUCAACCAAAAACAGCAAAUGUACUCUAUAAAAAAAAAAAAGGCUCAUAAAACCUCUGUUAAAUGAAUUUUAGUUUGUAGAUUUUGCAUUGUGCAUAGAUCUUUUUCUUUGUUUGUGACUUAAAAACUAUGUUUUAAAGAUUGUUUUAAUAAACAAAGUGAUGUCAUGACGUGUUUGGGAGUUAAGUAUGAAUCUAUAAAUGUAAAGACGGAGAUGAGAGUAGAAGAAAAACUCGUUUUACUGUCUGGGACUUUUAGUGAUCAUCACGUUGGGCACCAAAGAGCUGAAACAAUGACCCGCUGGCCGUUAAACUGGAAGUGAACACAACCUGAGAGUGUGACCGCUUGUCUGGCACCCUGCAUACAGCCCAAACCCAAACCUACCACAAGCUUUUUAGGGCUUAAAUGAUUUCUAUAAUGCUGUUGACCUUUCUGCUAAGUUGAUCCUUUUGCAGUUUUAUAUGAUCCUGUAUGUAAAUACAUAGAGAAAGAAGUUUUAAGUAACAUUUUGACUUAUUUUCAAAGACUGUACAUUUUUAGAGAGCCUGUAUUUGCUGGAAGGGGAGUGGUUACCUUUUUUUGUAGAUUAUUUAUUUUCACAUAGCGGGGCUGUAAACGGUGUCCCGAUCAGAGUCAACCAGCGAGCUGAUGGAGGCACAGGGCAGAGUUAGGAGGGCCACAUUUACUCCGCUGAUGCCACCAGGCCAUUUCUUUCAUUUAAAGGCGCUUUAUAGUGACACACAAAUGCAAUAAUGUUAUUAUUUAUGCGAAAGCCUUCUACUGCCCUUAAUCAUGCAAAACCCCACGCUGGUGCUCACAGCUGAGUAAAUGUGGUCUCCCAAGAGUCAUAAACUGAGGUGACGGGCGUGAGACUUAAUAACCUCCUAACAGCCAUAACACCCUGUGGUUUAAUCACCUGUGACCAAAGUGUGUCUCCCAAGCUCACACAACUGAGCACUUUGGGGGCCCGGGCUUGUCUCAUGACAGGAAAAAAACGUCUCAGUCGCAGAGGGGGAAAGAUGGGAGGACAGAAGAAGUAGUUGGAGUGGAGCUGCUAAGGCUCUUGUGUCUGUCUGUGUAAUAAAAAACAAGGUGAUAUUUAAA